Molecule: messenger RNA, 342 nt
Organism: Drosophila obscura
Lineage: Eukaryota; Metazoa; Arthropoda; Insecta; Diptera; Drosophilidae
Product: zinc finger CCHC domain-containing protein 13-like
Exons: 2
Coding region: 51-278 (75 amino acids)
Molecular function (GO): zinc ion binding; nucleic acid binding
Source: RefSeq, a predicted model, not a curated record
UGCAGUGUUUCGUCGCGCCGUAUCAGCUGCUGAGGGCUUUCGAGAAAGUCAUGCUGCCGAAGAAGUACACGCCACCAGGAGCAAGGAGCAUCUCGGGAGAGUCUUCGUCACUGGUCCGCUGCUAUAACUGCAACUCGUUGGGCCACAUGGCAGUGGAUUGUCGCAAGCCCAAGCGUGAAAGAGGAGCAUGCUACGGAUGCGGCAGCAUGAACCACCAGAUAGCACAUUGCGGUGAACGGAAAGAUAAGACUGCCUCAUCGACUCAGGGAGCCCAAUAAGUUUUGUGAAGAUCUCGUGCCUCUCAAAUGGACACAAUAUUAAUCAAGUAGAUUUAAGUUCAUA